CAGAGAGAUCCGCACAUAUCAUUAAUCACGUCCUUUCACUGACCUAGCUUAGCUGGGCAGCUGCACUCUCCCCUUCCCUCCCUUCAGGGAGCUCUUCUUCAGGAACCUCAUCUUCCGUUUGGUCAUGCCCUUCGGCAUUUGCAGCUGGCCCAUCUGGCUGCCAACCUCGCUGUCAAGCCCCUCCUCAAUGUCGUCACCAUCAGCAUCCUCCCCUCGCCCAAGGCCGAGCUGCUCCCGCUCCUUCACAAUGGCCAGCAGCCCAUCGUCGUCAUCACCUUCAUUGUCAGCCACAUCUCUCCCGCCAUCCUCCCCCUCUGCCAAGCCCCUCCACCCCGACUCCGCUGAUGGCGGCAUCUCCACAUGUCUCAGCUUGCCGGUGCAGAAGUGCUGCACCACCAUCCUUGCCGUUCGGAAGAGGUCCGGCUGCCCGCCUUUGCCCCCACUGUGGUACCCUCGCACGUGGGCCAGCGCCGUCAGGAAGGUCUGCGCGUCCACCCUGCCGGUGCGCAGAAAUGAGCGCUGAAGGGCAUCGAGCAUGGGCUGAUGCGCGGCCAGGUGCCGCCCUCCCUGCUGCUGGUGUGUGUCGCUGCUGUCUUGGUCGCGUGUUGGGAGGGCUUCCGGUAGGUAAGUAGCGAGCAGCUCGGGCGUGAUCUUGUCGCAGACCAGCUGGACGGGGGGGAGAAAGUCGCCCCUGAUGCAUACAUAAGGGACAGCCAGAAAGAAACGCAUCUGCACUAGGUAGAUACUCUCUUGUGCCAGGAGGUGGAUCUACCUGAGCGAUUCGACAGGAAGCACCCCGUUUAUGACCAAAGCGGCCUUCGACGCGACGAUCGACGGAAAGACCAAACCUGCACACCGCACAUAUUCAAUGCAACACAUCCAUCCAUUCUGCACGUAUCAGGGAAUGCACACACCACACUGGUUUGUGCACUUUGUCUGAUGUGACCCUACAUUACCUGGGCAGUCGCAGAUGAUGAUCUGGUAAGCGGGCAGGUGGAAGGUCUGGAAGUGCUUGGUCUUGCCGGGGGUGCGGCUGACCGCCACCCUCUUGGCCUUCACAAGCGCAUUGAUGAGGCUGCUCUUGCCCACGUUCGGGUAGCCCACCAUGCCCACCGUGUACAUCUCCUCUUCUGCAGCACCGCCCUCCCUCCCUCCCAUGUCCUCCUUCCUCAGCCCUGCCACCCAGGUUUUGAGGUACUGCAGCAGCUGCUCGCAGCUGAGGACGUCGGUGCCAUCCCCGACGUAUACCUCGUCCUCCAGGUUGCCGUAGCCCGUGUUGAUGUCGAGAUCCAGGUCGGCCAAGAACUGGUCGGACGGGGCGAGGGGCUGGGGGUGGUUGGAGGGGCCCGCACCAGGCGAUGGGGAUGACGAUGGAUGGUGGAGGCGCGCGGGGUCGUCCUUGACGGAGAGGCCGGAGCGGCGUAGCUCACGCAAGGCCGAGAAGAAGAUCACCGGCACGCCCUGACCAAGGCAGAGAGGUUGGGUGCGUCCGAAUGUGUGUGACACGCAUGUGUGAGUGUCAGAUACCCACCUGCUUUUGGAAGUAGUGGACCCACUGUCUCCUGAUGUCCCUGGAGAGGAAGUCGGCCUUGUUGAGCACCAGCAGGGAGUGCUUGCCGGUGUUCAUCUCCUUGACGUACUUCUCCAGGUCCCCACACCGGUAGAACAGGGGGUGCCUGGCGUCGCAUAUCUGGAGGACGAUGCGGCUCCGCUCAAUGACCCGCCACAGCUGCCGCCACACCUCGAUGUUCUUCUCAUACGGCGUCAUCACCUGGCCCUGCGCCUCCUCAAUGUGCGCCAGACGACGCCGCCAGGAGAGGAAACUCUGCUGCUCGAGACGGUCGAGCUCCGCCGCACUGAUGCCGCCAGACCCCUCCUUUGGGCCCUUGCUGUCCUUCCUGCGUCUGGGAGUGUGCCGAGACUGUGGGUAUCGUGGUCCUGGGGCUGGGUAGGGGGGUUGAGCUGGCUGAGAAGGGGGCGAGGAUGCGGUCGCCACUUGAUCUUUUGCCGCGUUGGUGGGACUAUCAGCAGCCGCAUCAGCAUCCUCCGAUGGCUCGUCGUCCUCGCUCUCGUCCUCAUCAUGCGCAUCCUCACCCUCCUCACCUUCUGAUGCGCCGUCGAGGCCCUCGUCGCCGCCGAGAUCUCCGCCAUCGAUGUCAGACUCAUCGACAUACUCAUCAUCGAACACAUCGUCAUCCUCACGGUCGUCACCGUUGGCAUGUGGCGCAGGCAAGGGCUCAGCAGCAGCUGCUUGGCUGUCGGGAGGGGGGUGGUCGGCCGCGUCACUCGCUUGCUGCUGAUGCCUCUUGAGGAAGUUCAUGGGCCGUCUUGGUAUUGGCACACUGAUCUCGCUGACGCCGCCAUACAGCCGUCCCUUUGGCGCCGCCCUGGGGUGCUGCUGCGGGUGGUCUAACGACACGACCAUGGUGCUGCGGUGCACCUCCACCUCAUGCUCCUCCUUCUGCGCCAGCACCGACUCUAGGUACUCAUCUAAUGCAUUCCGCUCGAUGAUGGACUUGAGGUUCUUGGUGCCGCCAGUGGCUGAUGUGCUGUGGAGAUUGAGGUCAAGGCUGUGCUUGCCAGCGGCACGGCUAUCGAUGGCUCGGCGCUCCUUGUCGCGAACAAGCGCUUUGCCGAGUGCGCCGCUCGAACCACUCUUCUUUCCUUGAGGCUUCGGCAUGGUGGGGACGCCGUCGGAUCUAUGCUGCCUUUCCUUGCCCCCCG
Molecule: messenger RNA, 2724 nt
Organism: Vitrella brassicaformis
Lineage: Eukaryota; Vitrellaceae
Source: the annotation of a GenBank genome assembly